AUGCACCACGCACGUCAUCCCGAGGUUGCAAGGAUGAAGGCGCAGCACAGGCCACCGAACGAGGCCGAUCGCGCUAAGUUUAUCCAGCCCUCACGCCAUCACAGUCACCACUACACUUCCACACGACCACCAAGCCCGCCUACUACCCCACGGACUCCCGAAGUCUUUUCAGUCAAAGAAUUCAGCAAGUUUCCGACCGCUAUGAGCAACUUUGGAGGCGCCGGACUUGGGCAAAAGGUCCAGAAGCCGAAUCCGCCAGAGCGCGGCUCAUUCCCUCUCGACCACGACGGAGAAUGCAAGGACAUCAUGCUCUCGUACCUCCGAUGCAUCAAGUCGCAUCGUGGGACCAACGACCCUGAAUGCCGCGGCCUCUCCAAGUCAUACUUGUCGUGUCGCAUGGAUCGAAACCUGAUGGCCCCGGAUUCCUUCAAGAACCUCGGCUUCGGCGAAGACAGUGACGGCCCUGCCACCACCGCUGCAAACACAUCUCAAUCAUCACACCUCCACGGCCAAGACAAACCUCGCGGAACUUAG
Molecule: messenger RNA, 534 nt
Organism: Alternaria arbusti
Lineage: Eukaryota; Fungi; Ascomycota; Dothideomycetes; Pleosporales; Pleosporaceae
Exons: 4
Coding region: 1-534 (177 amino acids)
Biological process (GO): mitochondrial respiratory chain complex IV assembly
Cellular component (GO): mitochondrial intermembrane space
Source: RefSeq, a predicted model, not a curated record